AUCUCUAAGUCCGAAACUAAAACCACAUAUCAUUAGUUACUUAAAACAUCACAAAACUGGAAUCUAAUCGGUUCAUAAAGUAAAAUUAAUUCUAUAAUCCGGUUUUCUUCCAUCAGACUGCUCAAACAGCAGUGAAUAUGUCUGAACGGGAACGAGAACCGAUAAGUGGUUCCAGCCGCGAUUAUGGCGCCGUGGCAGCGCCCCCUACGGUCGCCUUUGCUGACUUCAGCCCUACAGAGCUAUAUAACCUGAGCGAGGGCAUUGCAGACAACAUCAAUACCAUCAACACAGGCCUACGCGCACUGGAGAAGAUGAUGAGACAGAUCGGAGGACCCAACGACAGUGUGCAGCUUAGAGACAAAAUCCACGACACACAACAGAACGUGAACAGUUCUGUGUCGGCGACGGCGCGGGACAUACAGAGGCUGGGCGUGGUGGUGCGGCGCGGGGACAAGCCACAGAAACUGCAAGUUGAACGCCUCACGCAGGCGUUCAGAGAUGCACUCGCCAAGUAUUCUUCUGUGCAAAAGCAAGUGUCAGAAAAGAUGGCGGCCCAUAUGCCGACUCAGGGCCGACCUCGGAACGAUCCUCGAGCGCUGGAGGAGCAGGCCAUUGCAGAUGACGAGGAAGCGGCUUUGCUGGCCAACCAACAGGCUCAGGCGAGGCUCGUCCAAUUCGAGACAAGCAUGCUGCUGGAGAAAGAGGCGUACAUCAACAAGAUCGAAGCCGACGUGUUGGACGUCAACCAGAUCAUGCAGGACUUGGCCGACAUGGUCAGCGCGCAGGCGCAGACAGUCGACACAGUGGAGAGCCACAUCUCAGCCGCGAGCGCGGGGGUAGAAGCCGGCGUGGACGAGCUGGCCAAAGCCGCCGAGUACCAACGCCGCUACAGGCGGAAGAUGUUCUUUUUCUCGCUUAUAGGCAUCAUACUGGCCAUCAUAUUAAUCGUGUGGCUCGUUAAAGCAUUCAGAUAAACCGUUUAUUUAUGUUCAUUUGUGCAAAAAAUUUAAAAUUAUCACACUUUUCACGUAAUUGUCGAAAACUUGAGUGUUAUCGUCGACAAUUGUCAUACUUUUCACGUAAUGGUCGAAUACUUGAGUGUUAGCGUUGAAAAUUGUAAUAAUUUUCACGUAAUGGUGGAAAACUUGAUGUUACCGUUGAAUACUUGAGUGUUAUCUUUGAAGAUUGUAAUACUCUUCAAAUAAUGGUUGAAAACUUGAGUGUUAAUCAUUGAAUAUUGUAAUACUUUUCACGUAAUGGUCGAUAACUAGUGAUAGUGUUGAAAAUCGUCAUACUUUUAACGCAAUGGUCAAAAACUUGAUGUUACCGUCGAAAAUUGUCCCACUUUUCACGUAAUGGUCGAAAACUUGAUGUUAUCGUCGAAAAUUGUCCCACUUUUCACGUAAUGGUCGAAAACUUGAGUGUUAUUGUCGAAAAUUGUAAUACUCUCCACAUAAUGGUUGAAAACUUGUGUGUUAAUCGUUGCAAAUUGUAAUACUUUUCACGUAAUUGUCAAAAAUUUAAGUGUUAUCAUUGGAGAUUAAUCAUACUUUUCACGUGAUUGUCGAAUAUGCAUAAAAAGUCAUAUUUCAAAAAUUUUCACCUGGCCAUACUGAUUGUGUGGCUAGAUAUAAUAUCUAAGUUAAGUAUUUAUAGAUUUUCUGUUGUUGUAUCAUAAUAUUCACUAAAUGGUCGAAAAAGGGUGUAAUUUUUUUCACAGUUACUUAUUUCAUUCCUACUUCUAAACAUUGUUACGUUUUUACCAUAAUGAGAAAUGAACUUGAGCGUUUUAAAAUAUCUCUAAAAGUUUUUUUUUACUUUUUUAUUUCUUAUUAAGAAAAUAUUACAAUAAUACUUAAAGCUAGCCUUAUCUCUAAAGUGCUCUAACUUAGUUAAAACAUUAAACUUAGAAACUAUAAUUAAAUUAUGGGGACAUAAUUUAAUUUAUAUAAAUUAUUAUAACUUUAUCCCUCAGAGCUACUAUGAAUUUUACAAAUGUGUACUCAUAGCAAUAGUUAUUUAUUUUGCAAGGGCGCAAAGUAGAAAAUUAUAGCCUCGG
Messenger RNA from Maniola jurtina (meadow brown), 2059 nucleotides. RefSeq names its product syntaxin-12 (gene Syx13). Bases 138 to 974 code for a protein of 278 amino acids. NCBI's taxonomy places the organism in Eukaryota, Metazoa, Arthropoda, Insecta, Lepidoptera, Nymphalidae. The transcript has 6 exons. The record is from RefSeq and is a predicted model, not a curated record. Gene Ontology annotation, biological process: intracellular protein transport; vesicle-mediated transport; vesicle fusion. Gene Ontology annotation, cellular component: endomembrane system; SNARE complex; membrane. Gene Ontology annotation, molecular function: SNAP receptor activity; SNARE binding.